Messenger RNA from Biomphalaria glabrata, 3954 nucleotides. Its product is annotated as coiled-coil domain-containing protein 40-like. Gene Ontology annotation, cellular component: cytoplasm. The record is from RefSeq and is a predicted model, not a curated record. The transcript is spliced from 23 exons. Bases 118 to 3540 code for a protein of 1140 amino acids. Gene Ontology annotation, biological process: axoneme assembly. Lineage: Eukaryota; Metazoa; Mollusca; Gastropoda; Planorbidae.
AAUAGGCACUGCCGUAGCGCUCUCUGACACGAAAAUAUUUCGUGUAGCCUUUUUACACCGACACACCGUUAUCGGAAAAUUCUUCUCUCAUAGCAACAUAACAACAUACACUUCAAAAUGUCGGAUGAUAACGGAUUUCCAAGAGAUGAAGAUGAGGAUGACGCAAAAGAUGAAGAUCAAGAUAACGCCACAGAAGAGAUAUUUAAGUCAUCACGUGAUGUUAACAGACCAGAAUCUGGUACCGCAACACCACCAGCAAAACAUACUAAGAGGUUGAGUUUUAGUGGAAGUACUUCUUCUUCACCUCGAGGUCAUCAACCUGAACAAAUGUGGAAUAUAUUGAAGGAUGUCAAACGAGCUACAACAGAACUGGUCAAGAGAAGCAAAUCCAGGCUUCUGAACAGAGAAGAGCUCCAGUCAAUUCAGCAGCCACAGCAGCUGAGAUGGGGCUCAGAUACCGCACUGCCAAUGGACAAAGAGGAACUCAACAAGUCCUCCUCAGAUCAGGAUCUUGAAGGAACACUGAAACAGGGUUUGGAAUCUGAACCAGAGCCCAUCCCACUGACUGGUGGUAAACAGCUUAAAAAGACAGCUUCCAUCAUGAAUGUCAGCCGAAUGAAUUUUCUUGAGGAUUAUAGUCCCAAAGAGAGACUUAUGGCAUCUCUCCUAGAGUCUAAUGACCCUUUUUUGGAGAUGAACAAGUGGCGAACAUCUCAAGGUUCGAUCAAUGAGUCUGGAGGAACAGGAGCCCUUCGUAAAAGUGUUGACCUUGAUGAUGAGGCAGAUGGUGCAGGUGGUGGUGGUGGGGGUGGUGGGAGUGGUGGGGGUGGUGGGGGUAGUGGUGGUGGGGGUGGAGGUGGACAUGGAAGUGUUGGUGGCGAUGAUGUGGAUUCCUAUGGUGAAGAUGCAGGUCUUGAGACUGAUGAAAGUGACACAGAGGCAGACAUGGUGGUUCUUGACCCUGACCAUCCCCUGAUGAAAAGAUUCCAAGCCGCAUUGAAGGCACACCUUGACAAACAGAAUGAGAAGAUAACUCUAGAACUUCGAGACUUGUCUGAGAAACUUCGUGUGAAAAAGAAAUCAAGAGAAGAUCUUGGCGUUGAGCUGUAUGGGGUACAACAAGAGUUGGCUAAAUAUCAGAUGAUGCUGGAGCAGCAACAUGAUCAAGUUGCAAGCUUAAAACAAGAAAGACAGAAAGAGGAACAGGAGCUGAAUGAUGUUAGAUUUCUGUUCAAGGAUACACAGUUAGAAAUCAAUAAGGAAAGAAAAAACUGUACUGCUCUUCAAAACGAAGUUGAAAAUUUGGCCUUGAGACUUUUUUACAUGACAAACUCCAAAGAAAAUGUUAGAUCUGACAUUUCAGUUAUGAAGCGAGCUGCUGAGAAAGUUGAGACUGAAGUGGCUAGAGCAGAACUACUGAAACAAAAGCAGGAUCUCUAUGUUGAUAGACUAGUGGAAGGUGUAGAGAGACUGAAGGAGGAGAUAGCGAUGUAUGAUGCCCAGAUUAGUGCCCAAACUGAGGAAACCAAAGCUGCAAAGGAAAGCUUAAUGGAAGCUUACAUGGAUAUAGAGUCUGUAGAGUUUGAAAAAAAAGAUUUAUUCCAGAAGUGGAACAGUUCAUUGAUUGGUAUGAAGCGAAGAGAUGAGGCUCAUUCUGCCAUGCUGAGUGCUUUAAACCAGCAGGAACAGCUGAUCCUUACACUACAGACAGACUUGGAAGGUUACAAGAAAACUAUACUGAAAGAACAGGAACAAAAUGAAAAGUUAACACACAUCCUGAACAAGACUGAGAGAGAAAUUGAAAGUGCCAAGAAACAAAUGACUCAGAUUCAAACUAAACAUGAAGCCCUGAUGAAUGAGUUCAACACUUAUAGCCGUAUGUUGUAUGAGACUGAGCAAGCUUUAGGGCGAGCAGUUGCUGAUAAACAAUUGAGAAUAGCAGAAGUCUUGUCAUUAAGGAAACAAAUAGAGCAGGAACAUCAGUCUAAGAAUAAACUAGAAGAUGAAAUCCUAGAAAGAAUGAGAGCACAGCUUACUUUAGCCAAAGCUUCACACUACAGCAAGCAGUUGAUCAAGAAAACUAGAGAUGUUACAAAAAGAUUGGAGAGUGAGACGAUUGAUGUGGAGAACAACAUUGCCCAGUGCACUCUAGACAUAGUCAAUGUCCGUGGACGGACAGAACGUCUGAGAAAAGUUCUUGAUGUUUUAGAGAAUCAAAUAGCUGAGCAGAAUGCUAUCAUCACAAAGAGUGAGCAAGAGAUGUUGAAGAGAAAUGCUGUGAUUGAGAGGAAACAAAACCAGGUGGACAGCAUGAACAAAAGGUUGACUCAGAUGAUUGCUGCUGCUGGGGGAGUAGAGUUAGGACCUCUGGAGAUACAGGUGAACUCUUUGCAUAAGUCUAUUGAAGCCAAGAACCAAGAGGUCCUUGACUUGCAGCAGCUGUGGUUGAGACAGCAGAGUGAGCUGGUCAGACUGUGCCAGAAGAAAGACAAGGAGUUGGUGGAGCUGGUGGCUCUAAGGAGGCAGCUGACCAUUUUAUCCCAGAAAAAAGUCAGGACUGAAGCUGAGAUAGAGCAGCAGCACAGGGAAAUGUGUGAAAUUGAACGCAGUGUAAGGAACAUGAGAAAUGACAUCAUCAAGCUGAAUGACCUCUUACAUAAAGAGAAAUGUGCAGGGGAGGAACUGGAGCAAGGGAACAUCUUAAUGGAGAAUGCUUUCAUUGCUGGACUGCAGGAUGCAGAGUUGGAAUCUAUUCAGCUUCAAGCAAAGUUAGAUGAAAUUAAAGAUGAGAAAGAACGAUUACUGAACAGCUUGGUGGAGGCAGAGAGACAGAUCAUGCUGUGGGAAAAGAAGACCCAGCUGGCCAGAGAAACCAGGGAUGCUGUUAAUUCUGAGAUUGGUCAGGGAGAAAUGCAGGCCAUGAGGUCUGAGAUCCACCGCAUGCAGGUGAGGCACUCUCAGCUGAUGAAGCAGCAAGAAAAAAUGAUUCAGGACAUGGAGAAGGCUGUAUCCAGGCGUGACACUAUUGUGACAAGAGGAGAAGCACAGUCCAAGUUGAAGGACAGAAUUGUAACUAAAGGCACAUUUGAGAGACAGAUGGGAGAGAUGAGGAAAAAGAUCAAACAGACCAUUCAGGAAGCUAAUGGUUGUGACACUGAGAUGAAGGAGCUAAGAGAGCACCAGCAGACAAUCAGUGAGCAGCUGGAACAGAAGCAGGUCAACUGUCAGCAGCUGCAAGGUGCACUGGACACAAUGGAUGGUGAUAUUGAGAGAGCUCUUGAAGUUAAACAAAGGAAUAUGAGUGAGCUUCUUUCUCGCCAGCAAAAAAGUAAAUAUUACCAGCAGUUGAAGGACAAUAAGUACACCAUGAUGUGCCGCUCAGAGUCUGCAUUAGAAAUGGAGUCACAGAAACAGGAAGACAGGCUGCAAUCUUUGACAUCCAUAGUUCACAGGCUUAACUCAGAAUUCCCUUAUGCCCAGCCAGCCUUGAGAAAGGUUACUAUGACUUUAGCCACCAGGUCUUCACCCUUAGAAGCUUAACUUUUUGUUCUAGUUCAAUAAAGCUGUCUUAAUAUUACAAAAUCAUUUAGCAUACAAAAACAUUUAUCUUACAAGAGCAAUCAUUAAAAAAUGAAACAAAUAAUUUUGCAAUAGCUAUAAAUUUAUUUCUGACAGAGUAAAAAAACAACAUGUUAUCCAUUUUUAUUUUUUAAAUUGAAAAGUUUGUUUACUGUCGCAGAGAGGAAAUUACAAUCACUAAAAUUUAUUUAUGUAUUGUGAUAUUCUAUACAUGUAAAUGUUUCAAUAAAACUAACUCAAACUAAAUAUUACCUUCAUUAAAAUUAAAAUGUAGACCCUUUGAGAUAUUUUAAUUUAUACACUGAGCAAUAUUUCUAUAUUUUGGUUCUGAUUUUUUCUCAUUUUAUUAAAAAUUGUGAAAAAAUAAAACUAUUA